Fusarium subglutinans is the source of this 309-nucleotide messenger RNA. RefSeq lists its product as uncharacterized. NCBI's taxonomy places the organism in Eukaryota, Fungi, Ascomycota, Sordariomycetes, Hypocreales, Nectriaceae. The coding region runs from base 1 to 309 and encodes 102 amino acids. The transcript has 2 exons. The record is from RefSeq and is a predicted model, not a curated record.
AUGAAGAUCGCCGUCCUUGCACUUGCCCUUAUGAGUGGCAUCGGCCUUGUUAUGGCCGGAGAUGGCUGCGGUGGUGGCAAAGAAUGCGAAUGCCUCUUUUCUGAUGGCUCCCACUGCUGUGUCUAUGGUGAUAACGGCGAAUCAGGCGAUACCGGUGACUGCGUCGAGGUCUGCAAGGGCGCUAAACGCGUGCUCCAGUCAGGCGAGUCCCAGCCAGCUGCCUGUAAUGCCAAUGGAAUGUUCUCCUGUGUUUCGGUUUGGAAUGCACAGUUUCGUACUCCUUGUUACAAUGACAACAACGAUGGCUAG